Monodelphis domestica (gray short-tailed opossum) is the source of this 4136-nucleotide messenger RNA. RefSeq names its product leucine zipper tumor suppressor 2 (gene LZTS2). NCBI's taxonomy places the organism in Eukaryota, Metazoa, Chordata, Mammalia, Didelphimorphia, Didelphidae. Gene Ontology annotation, biological process: negative regulation of canonical Wnt signaling pathway; cell division. The record is from RefSeq and is a predicted model, not a curated record.
UGAGCGGACACGUGGGCGCCGGGCCUGGGAGGGGGGGGCGAGGUGUCUGAACCCGAAGAGCCGACUCAGCCGUAGGGGAACCUGUGGAGGCGCCCCUGCCCUGGGCACGGGGCCACUAAGGGGUAGCCAGGCCGGAGCGAGAAGCCGUCGGGAGAGGAGCAAAGAUGGGGGGAGAAAACCAAGUUGGUGCCAGAGGAAGCCAAGUUCUCGGAGUAGUGGACGUGGGAGGCGGGGCUGCUUCGGGAGAGGGCGGAGCCCUCCGGCCUCCCGGGGCGGGGCUGUUUUUCCCUUUCGAGGGAAAAAAAGAAAACAAGACUCUUUCCAGGGAGCUAAAAAUAUCUCUUGAGGCUGAGAAGCCCAGGGCGGGAGCUGGGAGGUGGGGUAAAAGGGGUGGCUGUCUGACACCCGCUCCCCUCUGACCUGCCCGAAGACUGGGAUUUUCGUCACGUGGUCUGGGGGGCUGUGUGCCCGGGACUAUGGUUGCAGUUUCCUACCCCCUCCCCUUCCUGAUACGGCAGGUUUGGGGAAAGUGGGAGCACUCUCCUAAUCCCAAAUUCACAGCACUGGGCUGGACAGGAACCCAGGGAAUGGAGGCUAUGGAGGCCUCUCUCGCCUUCGGACCCCCACUUCGGUGUUCGCUUCCUGCCCAGGGCUGUCCUGGGGACUGACUGUUGCGCGGCGCAGCAGUGACUGACCCUUAAGGUGGCUGGUAAGGGGAAGAGAGAGCAAGGUCGAAGGGGGUGACUCAGAACCCCGUCCUCAGGAGGAGAUGGGGCUGCAGUUGGGGGCACUGAUGCUCGGUGCUGAUCAGAACGGGCUAGGAAGGGGAGGAGCCGCAAGGCCUUUGUGCUGGAACCCUGACCAGCUGCCACCAUUCGGACUUACUGAGGGGGCGGGGGUGUCGGUACUGACCCUCUGACGCUGCCCUCCCACCUAUGCAUGCUUAUGUGCCCGCCCUGCGUGAGGUGGGGGAGGAAGGCGUGACUGCUCAAUUCUGGACCCCAACUUUCUUGGGGGCUGCGUUUGACGUGUGUGGAUCCUUCCCUAGCAGCGACGUGCAUCCGUGCUUACAUGUGCACGUCUGUGUGCUUGCCAGAACACGGGUGACGUGGGUGUGCGCGCGCGUGUCGGAGUCCAGGCGCUCGGGGGCGGGGCUAUCUCCCCUUCCCUGGGCUCUGCCCCUCCCAUGCUUGGGUCAGGGAGGGGGAGGGGACGGAGACAAGGGGGGGAGGGGAGGCGGAGCCCGGGUCGGGCUCUCCGAGUGUCCAAGGAUCGGGGCGGCAUCAAGGGCUUGGAGAGAGCUGCCGGGGUCUGAUCAUGGAGCAUCGCAGUGGAGCAGGUUGCCUUCAAGGCCUGUGGCCAGGCCACAGUCCCUCCAGCCAUGGCAAUCGUCCAGACUCUUGCUGUGCCCCUGGAAGCUACCCCUGAGAGUGCAGCUCCACACCCACCCCACCUGCCCACCAUGGGCAGUGUGAGUAGCCUUAUUUCAGGCCGACCCUGCCCUGGAGGGGGGCCUGCACCUUGCCACCAUACCCCGUCGGGACCUCCCUUCUUCCGGCAGCAGGAUGGGCUACUACUUCGAGGGGGUGGUUGCAGAGUCCAGGAGCCACUAUGCCCCCCAGUACCCACCAGAAAGCCCAUGGGAAAUGCUGGCUUUGCAUACAUCAAUGAAGACUUCCGGGGAGACUCGCCCUCCAGCCCCUGUAGUGACACUGAGGAUGUCCGAGAACAAGCCCGAAGUGCCCACCUCAGGGGCCCACCUCCAAAGCUCAUUCCUGUGUCUGGAAAGUUAGAGAAGAACAUGGAGAAGAUUCUGAUCCGGCCCACAGCAUUCAAACCUGUGCUGCCCAAACCUCGGGGGCCACCAUCCUUGCCAGCAUUCCUGGGGCCAAGGGCUGGUGUUGGGGGGCUGUCUGGGAGCCAGGGUAGUCUGACCCAGCUGUUUGGGGGCCCUGCUUCCUCAUCUUCCUCUUCUUCAUCAUCAUCUGCGGAGAAGCCUCUGACCCUGAGUGGCUGGGCCAGUGGUUGCCCCUCAGGGACACUGUCCGACUCUGGCCGAAACUCACUGUCUAGCUUGCCCACUUACAGCACAGGAGGAGCUGAACCAGUCGGAGGCUCUCCAGUAGGGCACCUUCCUAGUGAUGGCCCUGGGAGAGGGGUGUUGCCUGGCACUGGGGGCAGCCACCGAGGGGUCCCCAUAGGUCCCUCGAACUCAGACAGUGGACGAUCAUCAUCCAGCAAGAGCACAGGAUCCCGGGGAGGCCUCCUCAGUGGUGGGGGCACUCGAGUCUCUCCAGACAGUGGAUCCUGUGGGGAUCGAUCGCCUCUGCCUGGUCCCCCGCCACCUCCUCCCCCACCCCUGCCAGAUGAGUCUCUGCUUCGAUGUGCCCUGCAGGAAAAGCUGCGGGAGCGGGAGGCUGAACUGCAGCAGCUUCGAGAUAGCCUGGAUGAAAAUGAGGCUGCCAUCUGCCAGGUCUAUGAGGAAAAGCAGCGGCGUUGGCAGCGAGAACGGGAGGAACUUCAGGAGGGCUGUGUGGCCCAGGUGAAGCAGGCGACCCAGAGGGCUCAGCGGGCACAGCAGCUGCUGCAGCUGCAGGUCUUCCAGCUGCAGCAGGAGAAGCGCCAGCUGCAGGAUGACUUUGCCCAGCUGCUGCAGGAGCGAGAACAGCUGGAGCGGCGCUGUGCAGCCUUUGAGCGGGAGCAGAACGAGCUUGGGCCUCGACUUGAGGAGACCAAGUGGGAGGUGUGCCAGAAAUCAGGGGAGAUCUCCCUGUUGAAGCAGCAGCUAAAGGAAUCCCAGGCGGAGCUGGUUCAGAAGGGCAGUGAGCUGGCAGCACUUCGGGUGGCACUUCGGGAGGCCCGGGCCUCCUUAAGGGCCAGUGAGGGGCGAGCUCGGGGGCUGCAGGAGGCCGCCCGAGCACGAGAGUUAGAGCUUGAGGUCUGCACUCACGAGUUACAUCGCAGGAAGAAUGAGGCUGAAUGGCUUCGGGAGAAGGCUGGACAGCUGGAUGUGGCUGUGGCAGGACUCAGGGGUGCCCAGGAGCCCCUCCCUGUGCCUGCCCCUGACCCCUUCCUGAUGUCGGAGAGUGAUGAGGCCAAAGCCCAGAGGGCAGCAGCUGCUGGGGCUGGAGGUAGCCUCCGGGCCCAGGUGGAGAGGCUGAGGGCUGAGCUGCAGCAGGAGCGCCGGCGAGCUGAGGAGCAGCAGGGAGGCUUUGAGAGUGAGCGCCUGGCCUGGCAGGCGGAAAAGGAGCAAGUCAUUCGCUACCAGAAGCAGCUACAGCACAACUACAUCCAAAUGUACCGGCGCAACCGGCAGCUAGAGCAGGAGCUGCGGCAUCUAAGCCUGGAGCUGGAGGCCCGAGACCUGGCUGACUAUAGCUUGCCCGAGACCCCCCCAUGCGUCCACCUGGAGGAGAUCACAGCCACGGAGAUCUGAAGGCUGAUGGGCCAGAGGUGCCAGGUGGCCUUGGCCCCCAGGUCCCACCUCAAGAGCAGGAUGACCAGAGGGGAUGGGGCCAGCCUACGACCCCUUUCUUUGCCCUGGCCUAGCCUCUAGGGUAGGUUUCUGGGCCAGGGCUAUUCCCAGAGGGAGUGUUUCAGUAGAGCUAAAGGCCUGGGUGAUGAGUAGGCAAUCUGGGGACUCCCACCUAUCUUGGGGAAAGGUGUGAAGGCCUCUCCCCCCUCUCACCUUUUUGCCACCACUCCCCCAAAUUUGUUAACAGCACUCUUUCCUCAGCCUCAUAACACCUACCAAAUCUGUCCCAGCAUCAAGAGCCUAAGGAUGCCUGUCUCCCUGGUGUGCCAGAGAUGAAAAACUUCCUCUUUCCCCCUUCCCUAACAUGUGCCUCCCCUCCCUGAGCUGGAGUAAAGGGCAAGGGGCCUCUGUUCUCUGGCAGGUCCCCUGUCCAGAGCCCCGUUCCAGAGCCCCCUGUGUGACCAGGAGCUGCCUUCAGACCAAAGGAAGAACUCAGAGACAUCUUGUUUAUUUGUGUUUGUUACUAUUCCAGUCUCUAACGUCACCCCACCCUCCUUCCCAAGUUUAUGGCAUCUUUUAAAUUGUAUAUUUUUCACAUGUGUAAAUUUCUUGUACAAACCCAAAGAAAAAAAAUUUAAAUUUUUUUUGUUUUUAAGAAAAA